Messenger RNA from Paramecium sonneborni, 1096 nucleotides. NCBI's taxonomy places the organism in Eukaryota, Ciliophora, Oligohymenophorea, Peniculida, Parameciidae. The record is from the annotation of a GenBank genome assembly.
AAAAAAUAUUAUGAAUAAUAAAGUUCGGAUAGGUAUUAUGUCAACAGCCGAGAUCGCACAUAAAGUGUGUUAGGCAAUAGAGAGUUCUGAAUUUGCUGAAGUAUAUUGUGUAGCUAGUAGAUCUCUAGAAAAAGCUACAUAAUGGGCAAAUGCACAUAAUAUAAAAAUAGCUUAUGGUUCAUAUGAUGAAUUAUUAAAUGAUCCAAAUGUUGAUGGUGUUUAUAUACCAUUACCAACUUCAUUAAAGAAAGAGUGGACAAUAAAGGCAGCUAAUAAGAAAAAACAUGUAUUAGUUGAAAAACCAUUACCUGGUGCUGACUCUUCGAAAUGCUUAGAAGAAAUGAUAAAAAGUUGUGAAGAUAAUGGAGUGUAAUUUUUAGAUGGAACAAUGUGGUUACAUUCUAUUAGAACAUAAGUUGUUAGAUAGAAAAUACAGGAAUUAGGAAAUGUAUCUAAAGUCACAGCUGGUUUGACUUUUAAAGCUCCUAAUGAAGAAUGGUUAUAAGGAGGGAAUGGAAGAACAAAUAAAAAUUAAGAACCUUAAGGUUGUUUAGGUGAUUAGGGAUGGUAUCCUAUUGGAGCAAUUCUUUUUGCAUUUAAUUAUGAAUUACCAAAAUUUGUUUAGUGUCUAUAAUUUAAAUUAAAUAAGGUUGAUACAAUAAUAGAAUUUUCUGGAUUCUUAGAAUUUUCAAAUGAAAGAUAUGCAUAUUUUGAUUGUGGAGUAACUUCUCCUCAUAGAUCUUUUGUAGAUAUAGUUUGUGAAAAUGGAUAAGUUAGAAUAGAUGAUUUAGUUGGAGGAUUUGGUAGAACAGGAAAUUUCAAUGCUUAUUUUGAAAAUUUUGUUGGAAGUGAUAGAUUCUUUGUUGAUGAUUUAUAAGGAAAAGAAGAAAUUAUUAAAGUAGAAGCUUGCAACCAUACAGUUAAAAUGAUUGAUACAUUUGCUAAUAUUAUUUAAUCAAAAAAGACUGAUCAUUCUUGGCAUCACAAAAGUUUCACCACUCAUACAGUUCUAGCAGCAUUGUUUAGAGCUACCUAAAGAGUUGGAGAAAAAGUAAUAGUCUAAUAAUGAUGAGACUUAAUAAAUAUAUAUUAAAUA